AUGUACGGUUGCAAAUGCAAAUAAAAAUAUAUUAGUACUAAACAGCUGGUCGGACAAAAGCAUAAUUAUGAAUGACUCCGUGAACCGAGGGAACUUCAAUAUCUUAAUUUUGUACGAAUUUGAUCAAGUCAAUUGAUAGCAUUGGUCAAUUAAUGUUUGUACAUGAAUUAGGUAUCUAUAUAAACUCCUAGUUACUUGGUUGCAAAAACAAAGUCUCCCUUGAUUUGCAAGAUCUUUGCAACUCUUUUUGCUGAUAAUGAUGAUGGAUCAGAGGAAGUCCAUCUUCACUUCUUUAUUUAUGCUGCUUCUUCUUCUCCUUCAAAUUUUGCACUCAACACCCGUUACAGCUCAAGAAGUAGAAGAAGAAAGAGAGUUUGAUUAUCUGAAUGACAGUGAGAAGGGACCAAAGUAUUGGGGAGAGCUUAGGGAAGAAUGGGCAGCAUGUAAACAUGGGACACUGCAAUCUCCGGUAGAUUUGCUGAGUGAGAACGUGCAAGUACACCUAAACAAAGGGGAGGUGAGACUCAAGUACAAGCCUGCAAAUGCAACAAUCAGAAAUAGAGGCCAUGACAUUUCGGUCCAGUGGAAUCUAGGUGAUGCUGGAUCCGUAGAGAUUAAUGGCACAGAUUACUUGCUACAACAAUGCCACUGGCACUCACCAUCCGAGCAUACAAUUGAUGGUAUAAGAUUUGACAUGGAGCUUCAUAUGGUACACCUAAUCCCUGAUGCAAAUGUCGAAAACAACAUAGUUGUGGUUACAUACCUCUACAAACUUGGCAAGCCUGAUAAGUUUCUGUCGGAGGUAAGCACGGAUAUCCAUGCCAUGAUUGAUGAAGAGGAAGAGAGACACAGAGGGGUGGUUGAUCCAAGAGAUGUGAAGAAGGGUGGCAAAAAAUUUUACAAGUACAUAGGCUCACUCACUGUACCUCCUUGCACUGAAGGAGUAACUUGGAUCAUCCACAAAAAGUUAACUACUGUUUCAAGAGAGCAAAUGGAGUUGCUUCGAGAAGCCGUUCAUGACUUCGCAGAACAGAAUGCAAGACCAUUGCAAGCUCUCAAUCGCCGAGAUGUGCACUUCCAUGGCCCUGAGUCUCACAUUCGGGAUUAAGGACUUGCUUGCACAGACAUUCCAGCUGCAUCACAUGUGGAGUCGCUUUGUUUCGUGACAGUCGUUUGUGUGUAAUAAGAGUUGCAGUUCAUAUUCCUAUUGGCAUCAGACAUGUUCCUUUAAA
This is a messenger RNA of Rosa chinensis, 1232 nucleotides long. RefSeq names its product alpha carbonic anhydrase 7. The transcript is spliced from 6 exons. The record is from RefSeq and is a predicted model, not a curated record. Bases 257 to 1108 code for a protein of 283 amino acids. Gene Ontology annotation, molecular function: zinc ion binding; carbonate dehydratase activity. Lineage: Eukaryota; Viridiplantae; Streptophyta; Magnoliopsida; Rosales; Rosaceae.